Molecule: messenger RNA, 734 nt
Organism: Fusarium graminearum PH-1
Lineage: Eukaryota; Fungi; Ascomycota; Sordariomycetes; Hypocreales; Nectriaceae
Exons: 2
Coding region: 228-734 (168 amino acids)
Source: RefSeq, a predicted model, not a curated record
GGUUCAUCAGUACCACUGGGGACGGCUCAUCGUUCCGGCCAUAAUGGCAGGCUCAGCCUUCCAACCGCAUUAUCGCUGCUAUUAUGGCCUGAACGAUGAGCCUCUCCCGGGUGGUUCUGAGUGUUACUGGAAUUCAACAUCAAAUAUUUCGAUUCUUCUCUACCUAAAAUCACGAUACAUCUGGUCGUGCAAAAUUGUGUUCCUCGGCGCGAAGAAGUUGCUUGACUAUGGAACGGGGCGACAACCUCUUCUUAUCGGAUGUCAUGUUCGAUCCUGACAUUGACACUUCAAGCGUCCCAUGGAGCGACCUCUCGCUGAGCCCUACGGAGGACGCAUUAUUUGCCGACGUAUACCUGGGCAUGGGUGAAGACGCACUCACUUCAUUUACAAGCUGGGAUUUUCUCACGAUGCAGCCACCGCCGACUACAAACCCUCCCACAGCAACAUUUGCCAGCCCAGAUAAUGGGGAGUCGUCUGAAUGUAUCGAAACUCAAGCAUCCUUACCGAGACUACAGACUCAUGUCUCGUCGGACAUGUUGAGCCCGCAAACGCAUGAGGUGCCGCCAACACAGUGUACCCCUGAACGACCAGCGAACGUAGGGAAUACUCCGAAACGGACAAAGAUGAAGCAUGGCACACGACCGUGUGAUUUAAAAUCACAGAAGACAGAAGCGAAAAGUGGACAAGCCAGAGAAAUGUCACGUCUGCCAAAAGGGGCAUCAGUGGAGGCGUGA